AUGCCGCAACUCGCCCUAAAAGAGUCCUCUCUUUGGGCAAAUCGAAAAUGCCUUUUCAUCUGCACCAUCGUCUCCAUCGCUAACCUGCAAUAUGGGUUAGACAGCGCCGCUGUCGGGGGGUUGCAAGCCAUGCCCGGCUUCCUACGUGUCUUCGGCUACGCGAGCCCUAAAGCUCCAGGCGGGUAUGCAAUCGAUUCCACCUUCCAACAGCUCAUCGCCUCCCUUCUAACCCUCGGCUCCUUCAUUUCCGCUCUGACCGCAGGCACCUUCAGCCACUUCUUCGGGCGCAAAGUCGCGCUGUGGGUGGCCUGCGUGCUCAACGGCGUCGCCUGCAUUAUUCAGAUCACAAGCACCACACCAGCAGCUAUUUACAUAGGUCGAUUGAUUCUAGGCUUCGCGAACGGGUUUCUGGUCACGUUCAGCAAUAUUUAUACGAGCGAGGCGAGCCCGGCGCAUUUGAGGGGGGUCAUCGUGGCGCUUUUUGCGUAUUGGGUUAAUAUAGGGAGCAUUGUUGGGGCUGCGGUGACGAAUGCAACGAAAGCCAGGCUCGACAAAGCAUCCUACCAAAUUCCCAUUGGGACACUGUUCAUAGUUCCGAUGAUCUUGGCGGUGGGAUUGUUGUUUGUGCCGGAAAGUCCAAGGUAUCUACUUGCCAAGGGGCGAGAAAGCGAGGCCAAGAAAUCGCUCGAGUCGCUACGAGGUACAUCGGUCGCACCAGAGAUUGUGGAGCUAGAAUGGGCAGAAAUGGUGAAAGGCAUAGAAGAAGAGAAGCGCCUCGCAACCACGGUAGGCGCGUUGGAUAUGUUCAAAGGCACCGAUCUCCGGCGCACCCUCCUCUGCUUCGGCAUGAUCGCCUGCCAAACCGGUUCCGGGGUCUGGUUCGUCAUCUCCUACGGCACCUACUUCCUUACAGUCUCCGGCCUCACCGUCUCUGACGCCUUUGCCUACACCAUCAUGGCGACCUGCCUCGGAUUCGUCGGCGUAAACAUGGGCAUGUAUCUGAUGCGGAACCACCUGGGCCGGCGCUCCAUCCUUAUGCUUGGGGGUGUCAUCUGCGGAUGCUCGCAACUGGGCCUAGCUGUCUCCGCCACCGUCGCGCCCGGCACGCAGGCGAACCUCAACUGUCUCAUAGGAUUCACUGCGCUGUUUAAGUGGGGCUAUAACAUGUGCGUUGGCGCGGCGAGUUAUCCAGUUGCGACGGAGCUUGUGAGUACGCGGUUGAGGGCGUGGACGGUGGGGAGUGCGACAAGCUUUGGGUAUUUUUUGGCGUGGUUGAAUGCGUUUUGUACGCCAUACUUUAUCAAUCCGCAGAACCUUGGCUGGGGCGCAAAGUAUGGGUAUAUUUGGGCUGGGUCAAACUUUCUUUGCGUUUUGUUCUUCUUCCUUUGCAUGCCAGAGAUGAAAGGAAGAACACUGGAAGAAAUCGACGAACUAUUCGCAAACAAGGUCGCAGCGUGGAAGUUCAAAUCUUACGAGACCACGAUCGGAGCCGAGGCCGCGCAAGAAGUGGAGGAGAAGGUUUUUGAAAAGGGAACCUCGACUGAGACGCGGGAGCGCGCAAAUGGCAAGUAA
Messenger RNA from Paraphaeosphaeria sporulosa, 1572 nucleotides. Its product is annotated as general substrate transporter. The coding region runs from base 1 to 1572 and encodes 523 amino acids. The transcript is spliced from 8 exons. Gene Ontology annotation, biological process: carbohydrate transport; transmembrane transport. Gene Ontology annotation, cellular component: membrane. NCBI's taxonomy places the organism in Eukaryota, Fungi, Ascomycota, Dothideomycetes, Pleosporales, Didymosphaeriaceae. The record is from RefSeq and is a predicted model, not a curated record. Gene Ontology annotation, molecular function: carbohydrate:proton symporter activity.